AUGUGUAGCAAUCGCUGCUCGGUUUUUAUCCUGGUGCUGCUGGUCGCCAGCAGUGCGGUGAAAGUGUCCGGAAGAUUGCCUCGAAUCCUGCCGGAAUCCUUAGCCGAAGGCGAUGAAGGUGUACCAGUGCGCGGAGAUUGUGAAUUUAAGGUGAACAGCGAUCUAAACGAUCCCGCUCCUCUCUUUUCGCGACACAAUUCCUACGAAAUCAUAGUGCCAGAUCCCACGGAUACAGUGCGGCUUGUGAAUGGCGAACUGUUGGAUAUGUUCUGCCCGGGAGUAGGAUUUGCCGCUCCAUUCGCAAAUCGAUCGCAGGUGACAGCCACGUGUCUGCAGAACAAGUACUUCUUGGUUGAUGGUCUUAUCUAUCCGUUUGCCAACUUUUCCUGCACCGCCUGGCCCAUAUUCACUGCCCUUCGCUCGGGUAGGGAUUGCAAUGGAGGCACAGAUCUCGUCCAGGUGGGCUUCGAGGUGGAGGAUGGCGGCUUCCUGCAGAGCUACGAACUGUGCCACGAUGCCGAGGCGGAGGCCACGCGAUAUGUUCACCAUGUGCUCUAUCCAUCGAGCUACGAUUAUCAGCAUGGAGUGGCGCGACCCAGCUUUAUCGAACUCGAUUUCUAUGGCGGAAGGGAUGUGAAUACCAAGUACACUCAAGUACAGCAGAACAUCACUAUCAGUAACAUACUCGGUCUGGAUGCCUCACCUUACUUCAACUUUACUGACAAUCGCAUCCUGGCCCGGGGACACAUGAUCGCCAAAACGGAUCAGAUCUUUGGGGCGGCUCAGCACUCGACGUUCCUGUUCAUCAAUGUGGCGCCCCAAUGGCAGACCUUCAACGGAGGCAACUGGGAGAGGGUGGAGACUAGUGUUCGCAAGUUUGUGGCCGAUCGCAAUCUCACCACCGAUUGUUAUACAGGCACAUGGGGCGUUUCAACACUUCCCGAUGUGGACGGCAUUGAGAGGGAGCUCUAUCUGGACUUUGAUGAGAACAACAAUGGCUUGAUCCCAGUGCCCAAGAUCUAUUACCGUGUGGUCAUCGAUCGGGUGACUCGCGAGGGCAUUGUGCUAGUUGGCAUUAACAAUCCCUAUCUAACGCUGGAGCAAAUCCAAAAGGACUACAUUCUGUGCAACGAUAUUGGCCAUCAGCUGAGUUGGCUGACUUGGUACAAGGAAGAUCUGCACGAGGGUUACUCUUAUGCUUGUACGGUGGAGGAUUUCACCGAAGUGGUUAAGGACUUGCCGCUGGAGGACCUGCACACUAAUGGAGUCCUUGGCUUGGAUGACGUGACCACUGAUGCGCCCUCGACCACCGAGAGUUCCACAACUACUGAAGAGCCGAGCUCAACUACGAGCACCGAAGUCCCAUCAACCACUGAUCCUGUGACCACACCCAGUUCCAGUACCGCAGAGCCAAGCUCAACUACUGCUUCAUCCACCACUGAAGCACCCACCUCUAUAGUUACUCCCACAACAGAAGCAAGCUCUUCUACUGCUUCACCCACCACUGAUGCACCUACCUCCACAGUUACACCCACAACAGAACCAAGCUCGUCCACCACCCUGGCACCUACUUCAACUACAUCAUCCUCCACCACAUCGGAACCAACUUCAUCAACCGAAGAAUCUACAUCAACAUCAUCAACGUCUACCACAACUUCAAGUCCUCCAGUGACUACUGCCAGUCCCAUUGCCAAUCCCUGUCGGUUUAGUACCAAUGGUGAUCUCAAGGACCCUGCUCCACUGCUAACACCACAAGGAGCUCUCAGCUGGCUGCUUCCCGAUGAAAGUGGGUUCUACACCGUGGAAGAAGGAUCUUCCAUUGAUCUGCACUGCACUGGAGCUCUGGUAUCACCAUUUAAUAGGUAUACAGCACUGACCGCUCGUUGUGUUGGUGAUCAAUUGUAUGAGGCGGAAGGACAGCGGGUCAAUAUCCGAGGAUUCGUCUGCCAGAGUUGGCCCACCUAUGCGGCAGUCCGAUCGGGAGAGUCCUGCGAAGGUGGUACGGAUCUGGUGCAGAUCGGCUUCGAUGUGGCUGCCGGUUUUCUUAGCCAUGUUGAGCUUUGCUACGAUCAGCAGGAGCAGAUCUCCAGGUACGCUCGAUACGAACUGACUCCGGCCAAUGUGGCUUUCCAAAAGGGUGUGGCUCAACCGGGUUAUCUCCGAGGUGAUUUCUAUACCGGCGAAGAUGUCAAUGUUCUUUAUGGUCAGUCCCACCAGCUGGAUGCAUUUACUACUGCCCUGGGAUUGGAUGCCAGUCAGUACUUCGACAGCACUAAGGAUCUCUACUUGACCAGAGGACAGCUGGCUGCUCGUCUUGAUUUCGUGCAUAGUUCUGCGCAGAGAGCCACGCACUUCUAUAUCAACGCAGUUCCUCAAUGGAGAAGCAUCAAUAUUGGCAACUGGCUUGCCGUGGAAUCCAGUUUGAGGCAAUUUGUGGCGGAUGAGGCACUAAAUGUGAGUGUACAUGCCGGCAGCUAUGAUGUUUCAACUCUACCCAAUUCACAAGGUGUCCAGACACCUCUGUAUCUGAAUGCCGAGACCAAACAACUGCCGGUAGCUAAGAUCCUCUAUCGCAUAGUUAUCGAUCAGGAAAGUCGCAAGGGAGUGGCUUUAGUUGUGGUUAACAAUCCACAUAUAACUCUGGCGGAGACCCUGGAGGAUUAUGUGAUCUGUGAGGAUGUGGGAGCGCAGCUGGAUUGGUUGGACUGGGACAAGGCCAAUCUGCAGAAUGGCUACUCAUAUGCGUGCUCUGUAGAAGAUUUCAUCCAAGUGGUAAAGGACUUGCCUACGGACCAACUACAAACAACGGGAAUUCUUGGCUUGAAUAGUCAAAUUUUGGAAAACGAAGUGUGCGGCUUUCAAGUGAACGGUGAUCUUAAGGAUCCGGCUCCUGUGUUUGCAGUCAGAAGCGAAUUGGGACAUGCGAGAUAUUUGGAACCAGACCAUGAGGGAAUAGUUCAGCUAAAACAUGGAGAGGCCCUGGAGUUUCACUGCAUCAAGUCCUUCAGUGGACUCUUCUCGGGUUACACCUUCGUGAAUGCAACAUGCUGGCAGCAUCAGAGCUUCCUCGCAAUGGGCAGUUUGUAUCAGCUGCAGGACUUUGUCUGCACAUCCUGGCCAACAUACACGGCUCGUCGCUCUGGUCGUCCUUGCAAUGGUGGCACUGAUCUGCUUGAAGUGGGAUUCCAGCUCUCCUCCUCCUCGAGUGAUGACUUCCUGCAGACCUAUGACGUGUGUCACGAUGAACUGGGCGAGGUCACCCGCUAUGUGCAUCAUGUUUUGUAUCCCGGGAGUGACCAAUACCAGCGAUCUGUAUCCAGGCCGAGCUUCAAAACUGCCGACUUUUACGGCGGCAAGGAUGUGAACACUUUGUACACCCAAGUUCAGCAGAAUAUAACGAUUUCCGAGAUUCUGGGCAUGGAUGCCUCGCCCUACUUUAACACCAGCAGUAAUGUCUACCUGGCUCGGGGUCACCUUUCUGCCAAGACCGACUUCGUCUUUGGGGCCGCUCAACAGGCGAGCUUCUUCUUUGUGAACGUGGCACCGCAGUGGCAGACCUUCAAUGGCGGCAACUGGGAACGAAUUGAGGAUAGUGUGCGGAAGUUUGUGGCCGAUGAAAAUAUCACAGUGGAUUGCUAUACGGGCACCUGGGGAGUGUCCACCCUGCCGGAUGUGAAUGGCGUUGAAAGGGAGCUCUAUUUGGACUUUGAUGAGAACAACAAUGGUCUGAUUCCAGUGCCCAAGCUGUACUUCCGCGUGAUCAUCGAUCGCGAGAGCAGAGCGGGCAUUGUGCUACUUGGAGUAAACAAUCCGCAUGCCAGCAUGGAGCAGAUCGAAAAGGAGUACAUUAUCUGCCAGGAUAUUGGCGCCCAACUGAGUUGGGUCAGUUGGACCAAAGAGGACCUAAACAAGGGCUAUUCAUAUGCCUGUACUGUGGAGGACUUUACUGCGGUAGUGAAAGACCUACCUUUAGAGGAUCUGCACGUCGAAGGAGUCCUUGGUGUCUAAGACUAGAUUGUGUG
This is a messenger RNA of Drosophila teissieri, 4022 nucleotides long. RefSeq lists its product as uncharacterized. Gene Ontology annotation, biological process: apoptotic DNA fragmentation. The record is from RefSeq and is a predicted model, not a curated record. The transcript has a single exon. Gene Ontology annotation, cellular component: nucleus; mitochondrial inner membrane. NCBI's taxonomy places the organism in Eukaryota, Metazoa, Arthropoda, Insecta, Diptera, Drosophilidae. Gene Ontology annotation, molecular function: metal ion binding; RNA endonuclease activity; nucleic acid binding. Bases 1 to 4008 code for a protein of 1335 amino acids.